GCGGGAGAUUUGAAAGUGCCUCGGCAAAGCUGCGACCAGGCAGAUUCAGUCGUUUUUUGCGGACGACGGGGACAGUAGCUGUGCCACGGGCUCCGGCUCUGUUUUCCCUUCUCCACCCAGCUCUCCUCCUACUUUCUAAGGAUGGCCCAGAAGGAGAAUGCCUACCCCUGGCCUUACGGCCGGCAGACGCACAUUCCAGCCUGGUCUCCAGGACAAAGGCAUCCUCAGAGCUACCCCUGCUCCUUCUCAGUCUCAAUCGGGCCUGAACACCCUACCCCAGAGGGUCCUCCGGAAGGAGCCUGCCACCCCAUCUGCACUUGUCCUCAUGAGUCGCCCCAAUGGCCUGCCCACAGCUGCCCAUGGCCAGAAGGUGAGAGAAAAUAGCAUUGGCGUGCGCAACUCCAGACAGCCCCUCACAAUCAACGACUUUGAGAUUGGGCGUCCUCUGGGCAAAGGCAAAUUUGGGAAUGUGUACUUGGCUCGAGAGAAGAAAAGUCAUUUCAUUGUGGCACUCAAGGUCCUCUUCAAGUCCCAGAUCGAGAAGGAAGGUGUGGAACACCAGCUGCGCAGGGAGAUCGAAAUCCAGGCCCAUCUGCAGCAUCCCAACAUCUUGCGGCUCUACAACUAUUUUUAUGAUCGGAGGAGGAUCUACUUGAUUCUGGAGUAUGCCCCCCGGGGAGAGCUCUACAAGGAGCUACAGAAGUGCCGCACUUUUGAUGAGCAACGAACAGCCACGAUCAUGGAGGAGUUGGCGGAUGCUCUGAUAUACUGCCAUGGGAAAAAGGUGAUUCACAGAGAUAUAAAGCCAGAAAAUCUGCUUUUAGGGCUCCAAGGUGAGCUGAAGAUUGCGGACUUUGGCUGGUCGGUGCAUGCUCCCUCUCUGAGGAGGAAGACAAUGUGUGGUACCCUGGACUACCUGCCCCCAGAGAUGAUUGAGGGGCGCACACACAAUGAGAAGGUAGAUCUCUGGUGCAUCGGGAUACUCUGCUAUGAGCUGCUGGUGGGGAACCCACCCUUCGAGAGUGCCUCACACAAUGAGACCUAUCGGAGGAUCGUCAAGGUGGACCUCAAGUUCCCUCCUUCUAUGCCCGCAGGGGCCCAGGACCUCAUCUGCAAGCUGCUCAAACAUAACCCCUCUGAAAGGCUGCCCCUGGCCCAGGUCUCAGCUCACCCUUGGGUCCGGGCCCAUUCACGGAGGGUGCUGCCUCCCUCUGCCCCUCGUUCUGUCCCCUGAUCAUCUCUGUCAUUUACUUGGUUGUAUCUGUUUGUAUGUCUGUGUGUGUUCAGGGGGAGAAGGAGCCCUAGCCUGUACCCUUAUCUGUCUUCUACCUCCUUUUUAUUUAAUAAAGGCUGGAGCUUUUUGUACUGAUGAAUGUAGAGGUUCUGGGUGGAGGCUUUGCUGUGGAGGAAGCUGUCCCUUAGGGCAAGGAGGGAGCACCUAUCCUGGGUGGUAGGGAGUGACACUGCAUCAUUAUCUCUGGUAACUUCCCACCCUCCCAGCUCCCAGCCACCCCCACACACCCACUUCUUGGCCCUACUUUGAUUUGCAGAACAUGGGGGUAAUUAGGGGACCUUAGCUCCCCACUGCUACACUUGAUCUCUACCUGCCUUUUCCUGACUUGUAGUGUUUUCCUCUCCUGGCUCAUUCAUUGCCAACUUAGGAGUGAACUGAGUAUGUCUGUAACCUAUUAUUUGUCAGUUUUUGUUUGUUUUACUGUGCUGGCUAUGUCUCUCAUAGGAAUGAAUAGAAGCAAUAUAUGUUUUUUUGUUUGUUGACAGUGCUGGGGAUGAAAACCAGGGACUUGAGCCUGGUAGGAAAGUCCUCUACCACUGAGCUAGUCCUUGCCAUAGGGUUUUGUUUGUUUUUUUGUUUUGUUUUUUUGAGACAAGGUCUGGCUCUGCUGUCCAAGCUGGCCUUAAACUCCUGGGCUCAGGCAAUCCUUCUGCUCCAGCCUCCUAAGUAGCUGGGACUUAUAGGGCUUAACUCUGCCCAGUUAUUUUUUUAGGUUUUUAAUAGACAAUCCUUCAUCAGGAAGGAAGGUCUAGUCUACUCUAGUUCACUAGUGAUCUUUUCUUUAAAGCAGAUUUUCUGUAUCAUGAGUCAGAGUUGAUUUUUUCCCUCUUUUUAUUGAUGCAUUAUAAUUAUACAUAACAGAGGGAUUUGUUAUAAUAUAUAAAUAUGUACACACAAUAAAACAGUAUAAUUUUAA
This is a messenger RNA of Marmota monax (woodchuck), 2210 nucleotides long. RefSeq names its product aurora kinase B (gene Aurkb). Gene Ontology annotation, biological process: mitotic spindle organization; protein phosphorylation; regulation of cytokinesis. The coding region runs from base 158 to 1234 and encodes 358 amino acids. The transcript has 9 exons. The record is from RefSeq and is a predicted model, not a curated record. Gene Ontology annotation, molecular function: protein kinase activity; ATP binding. Gene Ontology annotation, cellular component: spindle microtubule; spindle midzone; spindle pole centrosome. Lineage: Eukaryota; Metazoa; Chordata; Mammalia; Rodentia; Sciuridae.